Molecule: messenger RNA, 1886 nt
Organism: Oncorhynchus masou masou (cherry salmon)
Lineage: Eukaryota; Metazoa; Chordata; Actinopteri; Salmoniformes; Salmonidae
Product: ATP-binding cassette sub-family C member 12-like
Exons: 5
Biological process (GO): transmembrane transport
Cellular component (GO): membrane
Molecular function (GO): ATP binding; ATPase-coupled transmembrane transporter activity; ATP hydrolysis activity
Source: RefSeq, a predicted model, not a curated record
GGAAGUCUUCUUUAGGAGUGGCCCUGUUCCGCCUGGUGGAACCAGCUGCAGGGACGAUCUUCAUAGACGGGGUGGACACCAGCGCUAUCGGCCUGGAGGACCUCCGCAGUAAACUAUCAGUCAUCCCCCAGGACCCUGUCCUAUUCAUCGGCACUGUCAGGUAUAAUCUGGAUCCUUUCAACAACUAUAGUGACGAGGACAUCUGGUCUGCUCUGGAUAAAACCUUCAUGAAACACACAAUCUCCAGUCUCCCUGAGAAGCUGCAGUCGGAGGUACUGGAAAAUGGGGAGAACUUCUCUGUCGGAGAGAGACAGCUGAUGUGUAUGGCCAGAGCACUGCUACGAAACUCCAAGAUCAUCUUGUUGGACGAGGCGACGGCGUCGAUCGACUCAGAGACGGACUCUCUGAUCCAGCACACCAUCAGAGACGCGUUCCAGGACUGUACCAUGCUGACUAUCGCUCACCGCAUUAACACUGUCCUGGAGUCAGAUCGUAUACUGGUCAUGGACGCCGGAAGGGUGGUUGAGUGUGACAGUCCAGAGGUCCUGAUGCAGAGGCCAGAUUCUCAGUUUGCAGCUCUCCUGACUGCAGCCAACACCGUCAACACAUGAGCCUGGACACACCCCCUUCUGUAUUCUGGACACACCUCCAUCUGCAGUCUGGACACACCCCCAUCUGUAGUCUGGACACACACACACACCCGUCUGUAGACUGGACACACCCCCAUGAGUCUGGUCACCCCUCCAUCUGCAGUCUGGACACACCCCCAUGAGUCUGGUCACACCUCCAUCUGCAGUCUGGUCACACCUCCAUCUGCAGUCUGGUCAUUAUCCAUCUGUAGUCUGGACACACCUCCAUCUGCAGUCUGGUCACACCUCCAUCUGCAGUCUGGUCAUUAUCCAUCUGUAGUCUGGACACACCUCCAUCUGUAGUCUGGUCACACUUCCAUCUGCAGUCUGGACACACUUCCAUCUGCAGUCUGUUCACACCUCCAUCUGCAGUCUGUUCACACCUCCAUCUGCAGUCUGUUCACACUUCCAUCUGCAGUCUGGACACACUUCCAUCUGCAGUAUGUUCACACUUCCAUCUGCAGUCUGGUCACACUUCCAUCUGCAGUCUGGUCACACUUCCAUCUGCAGUCUGUUCACACCUCCAUCUGCAGUCUGGUCAUUAUCCAUCUGUAGUCUGGACACACCUCCAUCUGAAGUCUGGUCACACCUCCAUCUGAAGUCUGGACACACCCCCAUCUGCAGUCUGGACACACCCCCAUCUGUAGUCUGGACACACCUCCAUCUGAAGUCUGGUCACACUUCCAUCUGCAGUCUGGUCACACUUCCAUCUGCAGUCUGUUCACACCUCCAUCUGCAGUCUGGUCAUUAUCCAUCUGUAGUCUGGACACACCUCCAUCUGAAGUCUGGACACACCCCCAUCUGCAGUCUGGACACACCCCCAUCUGUAGUCUGGACACACCUCCAUCUGCAGUCUGGACACACCUCCAUCUGUAGUCUGGACACACCUCCAUGAGUUUGGACACACCUCCAUCUGAAGUCUGGACACACCUCCAUCUGAAGUCUGGACACACCUCCAUCUGCAGUCUGGACACACCUCCACCUGCAGUCUGGACACACCUCCACCUGCAGUCUGGACACACCUCCAUCUGUAGUCUGGACACACCUCCAUGAGUCUGGACACACCUCCAUCUUCAGUCUGGACACACACCCAUGGGUCUGGACACACCUCCAUCUGCAGUCUGGUCACACCUCCAUCUGAAGUCUGGACACACCCAUAUCUGUAGUCUGGACACACCUCCAUCUGCAGUCUGGUCACACCUCCAUCUGUAGUCUGGACACACCUCCAUGAGUUUGGACACACCUCCAUAUGAAGUC